Cyphellophora attinorum is the source of this 1221-nucleotide messenger RNA. RefSeq names its product 54S ribosomal protein RML2, mitochondrial. The transcript has 2 exons. The record is from RefSeq and is a predicted model, not a curated record. Gene Ontology annotation, cellular component: ribosome. The coding region runs from base 1 to 1221 and encodes 406 amino acids. NCBI's taxonomy places the organism in Eukaryota, Fungi, Ascomycota, Eurotiomycetes, Chaetothyriales, Cyphellophoraceae. Gene Ontology annotation, molecular function: structural constituent of ribosome; RNA binding. Gene Ontology annotation, biological process: cytoplasmic translation.
AUGCUACAACCACGGAUAGCUCUGCGAGCAUGCACUGGUUGCAAACGUGGACUACCUCUACUGAGCAGGACCUAUGCAACAGCGGUCGAAGUCGUCGCCCCUGCUCAGGCCUAUAACCCUGUCAUAUCAGGGGAGAAGCCAAUCCCACCAGAUCGCCUGUACCCUGUCUUCGGCGAGUCAGAGCUGCAACGAUAUAAACCACGAACUCCGGGUAUUCGUCACCUUAUCCGGACCAAGAGCGAGCAUCUAUGGCGCGGCAGACCAGUAUACGCACUGACCAUACCGAAGAAAGGGCAAUCAAAAGGAGGGCGAAACCAUACAGGUCGGGUCGUGGUCAGACACCGAGGAGGAGGACACAAGAGACGCUUGCGGCGCGUUGAUUUCGCACGCGAUGAGCCAGGCAAAUCCAUCGUCGAGCGGAUUGAGCACGAUCCUGGUCGAUCAGCACAUAUCGCACUGAUCCGAAAUUUGGACACGGACAAGGUCAGCUAUAUUGUGGCGGCAGAGGGCAUGCGAGCAGGCGACGUCGUGCAAAGCUAUCGGUCGGGUCUGACGGAAGACCUUCUGAACCCCGAAGGCGGCGAGCUUGAUCGAGGUCUUGUCGCAUCAAGGACUGCUCAUCGUGGCAAUUGUCUGCCUCUGGGUCUGAUACCAGUUGGAACACCAGUCUUCAAUAUCGCACCCGACAAGAAUUCUAUCGGAAAGAUGUGUAGAAGCGCUGGCACAUACGGCAUUCUCCUCGCCAAAGGCGAGGACGAAGUGCAGAAAGAGAUGUUGAAGUUCAUCGGUGAGCAGGGUGGCUCAAGCGACGCCUCAGAGUUGCAGCUCUCAGUCUUCAGCGCAGAGCAGCUUGCGCGUUAUGAGAAGGCAGCCAAGUUCGUCACUGUAAAGCUAAACAGCGGCGAGAUCCGACACGUUGACAAGGACGCCGUCGCCACCAUCGGCGUUGCGUCAAACGCCAAUCACAAGGACGAACAGCUGGGCAAGGCGGGUAGGAAGCGAUGGCUAGGCUUCCGUCCGACUGUACGAGGUGUGGCUAUGAACGCCGUCGAUCAUCCUCACGGUGGAGGCCGUGGAAAGGGCAAGGGUAAUCGUGACCCUGUGUCUCCUUGGGGUAUCCCAACCAAAUCUGGGUACAGGACGAAACGGAAGGGCACGAUGAAUCCCCUUAUCAUCGAAGGACGGCCUCGCAACCAGGGCAAGCGACGAAACAAGAAGUAG